This is a messenger RNA of Dendrobium catenatum, 2086 nucleotides long. RefSeq names its product general transcription factor IIE subunit 1. The transcript is spliced from 10 exons. Gene Ontology annotation, cellular component: transcription factor TFIIE complex. The record is from RefSeq and is a predicted model, not a curated record. NCBI's taxonomy places the organism in Eukaryota, Viridiplantae, Streptophyta, Magnoliopsida, Asparagales, Orchidaceae. Bases 295 to 1731 code for a protein of 478 amino acids. Gene Ontology annotation, biological process: transcription initiation at RNA polymerase II promoter; transcription open complex formation at RNA polymerase II promoter.
UGCCAUCUCUCCCUAAUCCUAGUACGGUCGUACCAUUCGCGAAACCGUGGACGACAAAGAAGCGGAGAAAAGUGGCGGCGCGUUCUCGUUGGGAGGGAAUCGACGGGAUCAGUGGCCGGUGAAGGAGAGUUACAUCCGCCCAGUGCCCUAAUUUGGUUUAUCCGGGAUACAAGAUACGGCGGGGGGGGAACGGGGUUUAAGAUUCUGCCGGACAGUCAUUUUUCAUUUUUGUUGUUUAGCAGAAUUUAGGUUAAAUCCUUCUUGAAAGAUUGCCUCCUCAUUCCGUCUUACAUUAUGAGUAGUUUUGAGCCCUUCAACAGGCUGGUGAGGCUCGCGGCUCGGGCCUUCUACGAUGACAUUACCAUGAAGGGCGAUAACCAACCAAAGACCGGGAGGGGCGAUAACAGGGGAAUGACAGUGGUUGUCCUUGAUGCGCUCACCAGGCGCCAAUGGGUUAGAGAGGAAGAUUUGGCUAAGGCUUUGAAGUUGCAUUCUAAACAACUUCGACGGACAUUGAGGUUUUUUGAAGAAGAGAAGUUAGUCACGAGAGAACACAGGAAAGAGACUGCCAAGGGAGUGAAAAUAUAUAAUGCUGCAGUUGCUGCUACUGCUGAUGGUCAGCAACCUGUUAAAGAGGGUGAUGAGAAGAAUAAGAUGCAUACCCACUCUUACUGUUGCUUGGAUUAUGCGCAGAUACAUGAUGUCGUAAGGUAUCGGUUGCAUCGGAUGAAGAAGAAGUUGAAGGAUGAAUUGGACAGUAGGAAUACCAUUCAGCAGUAUAUAUGCCCUAAUUGUGGGAGAAGAUAUUCGGCUUUUGAUGCACUGCAACUUGUAAGCAUGACUGAUGAGUAUUUUCACUGCGAAGGCUGUAAUGGUGAACUUAUUGCUGAGAGUGACAAACUUGCUGCUGAUGAAAUGGGAGAUGGAGAUGAUAAUGCCAGGAGGCGACGAAGAGAAAAGUUAAAAGAUAUGCUUCAAAAGAUGGAGGAGCAGUUGAAGCCCUUGAUGUUGCAGCUUGCACGAGUAAAGGACUUGGCCGUACCAGAAUUUGGAGGACUCUUAGCAUGGGAAGCAAGAGUGCAUGCAGCUGCUCGUGUUACAGGUGAUUCUAAUGCCAACGACUCUACCAAGUCUUCUCAGGGGCAAGGAUAUGGUGGAACACCUAUGCCAUUUCUCGGUGAAACUAGGGUUGAGGUUGCACUAUCUGGUAUGGAUGUAAAAGAAGAGGGCACUGAACCUGAUACAAAAUCUGCAAGCGUUAAAGUCUUACCUCCCUGGAUGAUCAAGCAAGGAAUGGUUCUCACGAAAGAACAAAGAGGAGAAGUUAAACAUGAUAUGAAGUCAGAUCAGAGUUCAUAUGCUAUUGAUGAGAAGAAGCCAGGUGUUGAGAAGGAAGAUGAAAAGAACUUACAGGAUGAGUAUUUCAAGGCUUACUAUGCUGCUCUGGCCAAGAGACAGGAAGAACAGGAAGCUGCAUCCAGAAGAUUGCGAGAAGAAGCAGAGAAGUACAAGGCAUCAACAUCUGACCUUUCCAAUGGCAUCUUUGAAGCACCUUAUGAGCGGCAAGUUGGUAUGAAAUCAAAACGGGCAGAUGAUGAAAAUGAUGAUGUUGAUUGGGAAGAGGCUGUUCCUACAGGCAACACUGGCGAAACUUUCAAGCUUGCUGAUCUGAAUGCCCAGCCCGAAGCAUCCGGCGAUGACGAAGACGACAUAGAUUGGGAGGAAGGCUGACUUUGCUGUAAAUAAUAUGAUUUGGAUGGAAGAUGAAGUCAAAGAGUUUCUCCUGAGUUUUCUUCAUUCAUAGAUUGCCCAGGAAAACAUGAGAACUCUAUCAAUGUGUUGAUCAUUCAUAUUAGCUUUAGAGAAAUGAUGGUGCAGAACUGCUGUUCAACAACUUUUUUUGGGGGUUCUGUCUCUUUUUUUGUUUUUUUCAUGAUUAUUCUUAUGAUUUUUAUGCCUGCAGAAUCCUCUUGUCCUUUGAUAGAAUAUUAUUGAGCUGAGCUCUAAUGUUGGUUGCUUGUAUUUAAAAUAAAUUUUGUUAUAAACUCAACAGUCUUGAUUAUGGAAAGUAUUCUCCUCACAAGUA